Spinacia oleracea (spinach) is the source of this 2017-nucleotide messenger RNA. Its product is annotated as protein JASON. The coding region runs from base 289 to 1611 and encodes 440 amino acids. The transcript has 6 exons. NCBI's taxonomy places the organism in Eukaryota, Viridiplantae, Streptophyta, Magnoliopsida, Caryophyllales, Amaranthaceae. Gene Ontology annotation, biological process: male meiosis II. The record is from RefSeq and is a predicted model, not a curated record.
CAGAAAGUCGAAACGUCUGCUUCUCUCUCCGUCUGUACGGAAAAUCAGCAUUUUUUGAUUAAUUGCUCCAUCAUUUCUGGCUCUUUCUCUCACCAAAUCACAAUUCUCAGACACACUUUCCUUCUACUUUCUCUCUCCUCAACACUGGAACACCCGAUUGCAAGCUUAACCUAACCUCAAUCAUCAUCAUCAUCUUCUUCUUCAAUACAUUUCUCAUUCUCCCCACCCCCUCCCCCUCAAAAGUUCACCUAUAACAAUUAAGAAAUCCUAGUUUCACAAUCCUAUGACAUGCCAGUGACAUACUGUGACGUUUUCGGCUUUCUUUUGCGAUCUGUUCAAGCCAUGGCUUGUUUCUUUGAUUGCUUUCGGGUUCGCAAUAACAAUCACCAUCGUCGUCAUCAUCACCAUCAUCCCCAACUCGCUCCUCAGGAUUCCCCGAUUUCUGAUUCUAGAGUUGGUGAUCAAGAAGAGGGGCGACAAAAGAUUCGUCUCUCAACUCUUUUUACAGCAGAAGAGGGGAAAGAAGUUGCUGCGAAAGAUGGGGAGAAUGAAGCACUUGUGCGUCGGGUGGGGCGACCCGAAGUCGAUCAAGAGCUUGUGGAGGAAGCCAAGUUCCUUAAAGCAUGUGGCACAAUUCCAGAGACUCCAGCUGAAAUCCGAAAAAGGGUUACUAUUGUGGAAAACUUUGACAAUUUAGAUAUGCAAAGACCACACAGUGUGCUAGAAUUUUCACCAGAGACUCCAGUUGAAAUUCAACAAGCAGAAACGUUGGCUGAAAAGUUAGAGAGAUCUGACUUACAAAGUUCUCAUAGUGCUAUGGAGUCUUCACCAGAGACACCUGAUGAUGUCCAAAAAGUGGGAACACUUGCUGAAAAUUCAGUGAAAUUAGAUGCUCGAAUACCACAAAGUAUGCUAAAAUCUUCACCUUAUCCGACACCCAUAAAAAUAAGUGCUGACAUGCAAACACCAGGAACUGUAUUUGCCACAAAUAUGAAAAGUCUAACUCAAGGGAAUGGUCGUAUACGGUCCCAGUAUGUCUUUACAGUCCCUAUAGAGAAUCGUUGUCAGCUAGAUGAGUUGAGAGAAGAGAAUUCUGUUCUCGAUGAAUCAGAUUCAUCAGAUCAUGGUGGAGAAUACACAAAGCAAGGAAACACUACGCCUUCUUAUGCAGUGGGUUCAAGUAAAAUUUCAGUCAAUGAAGAGAAACUGGGAGAUUUCAGUUUAUCUGCAUGGUUGAAGCCUCCAUCGUCUAAGAAUGAUGCCAGCUACAAAAAGCCUAACGUUGGCAGAACACCUGGAGAUAGGCCUAUUAUUGGGUUGGUUGCUACUCACUGGAAUGAUCUAGAGGAAGCUUCCCAUAUAUCACCCAAGGGAUGGGAUGGUAAUGGGAUUCCAAAUUCAACAACUAAAUACAAAGAGGAUCAGAAGGUUUGUUGGCAUGCUACUCCAUUUGAGGAAAGGCUUGAAAAGGCGCUAUCCGAAGAGACUGUUGUUCCCCAAAGGAAGCCGAUCACAGGGGCACCAAUUUCAUUUGAAGAGACAGAAGGCCAGGAUACUGCUACAUCACAGCUGCAGUCAAUGAGCUGUGCAAAGUCCGUGAUUUCAUUUUGAACACUUUCAACCUAGGAUUUCAUGAAAGUAUGAAAAUGAUUGUUUUCAUUGACAACAAUCUAACAUUGGCCAGUCCUUUCAGUAUAUAUGAAGAUAUCUUGUGUAUCUUUUGUGAGUGAACGUUUACUACACAGUAUACUGAAUAUGAGUGGUCGCAUGGGGGGUAAGGCACAUGAUUGGAUACACUCAUGAUUUCAAAUGCGAUUCACAACUUCUCAGCAGAAUAAAAAAUUUAGUGUAAAUAGAUGCAAAUUAUUUGGUACGGAAUAUCUGUUUAAAUGUUUCUAGGGUCAUUAUGGUGAUGAUGAGGUGAUUUCGUGUGGUUGAGGUUUGGAUGUGCAUAGCUUGAUAAUUAUAAUGUUGCCAUGUUAGCCAAUAUAUUCCAACCUUGUGUUUUUUUUUCUCA